This is a messenger RNA of Melozone crissalis (California towhee), 3427 nucleotides long. It is a transcript of the gene GTF2A1, whose product is annotated as general transcription factor IIA subunit 1. Gene Ontology annotation, biological process: transcription initiation at RNA polymerase II promoter; transcription by RNA polymerase II. NCBI's taxonomy places the organism in Eukaryota, Metazoa, Chordata, Aves, Passeriformes, Passerellidae. The transcript has 9 exons. Gene Ontology annotation, cellular component: transcription factor TFIIA complex. The record is from RefSeq and is a predicted model, not a curated record. The coding region runs from base 134 to 1264 and encodes 376 amino acids.
CCGGCACAGGCCGCGGGGCCGCCCGUCAGCCGGGGCGGAACGCGCGGGCGCUGGGGGGACGCAGCCGGGCAGGUUUAUUGUUUUAGGGGCGACUCCCCCCCCGCGGUUGGGGGCGUCCCGGGGGGCUCGGGACAUGGCGAGCUCGACUAACACAAACCCCGUGCCUAAAUUGUACAGGUCCGUAAUUGAAGAUGUCAUUAAUGAUGUCAGAGAAGUUUUUCUGGAUGAAGGAGUGGAUGAACAAGUUCUCAUGGAACUCAAAACACUGUGGGAGAACAAGCUGAUGCAGUCUAAGGCCGUAGAUGGCUUCCAUUCAGAAGAGCAGCAGCUUUUAUUGCAGGUGCAACAACAGCAACAGCAGCAGCAGCAACAGCAGCAUCAUCAUCACCACCAUCACACACCUCAGCCGCAGCAGACUGUGCAGCAGCAGUCUCAGCCACAGCAAGUCCUUAUUCCAGCAUCUCAGCAAGCACCUCAACAGCAGGUUAUUGUGCCAGAUUCCAAGCUGAUACCACAUAUGAAUGCAUCAGGCAUGAGUGCUGCAGCCACUGCAGCUACGUUGGCUCUCCCUGCUGGUGUUACUCCAGUUCAGCAGAUACUUACAAAUUCAGGCCAGAUCCUCCAAGUAGUUAGAACUGCAAAUGGAGCUCAGUAUAUUAUUCAACCACAACAGCCAGUGGUUCUACAGCAGCAGGUUAUACCCCAAAUGCAGCCUGGUGGAGUACAAGCACCUGUUAUUCAGCAGGUUUUGGCUCCUCUCCCUGGAGGGCUUUCCCAGCAGACAGGAGUGAUUAUUCAGCCUCAGCAGAUCCUGUUUACAGGAAAUAAAACUCAAGUUAUACCUACAACAGUGGCUGCCCCUACACCAGCUCAAGCACAGAUUCCUGCAGCUGGUCAGCAGCAGCCACAGCAGCAACAGGCACAACCACAAGCACCACUUGUUCUCCAAGUUGAUGGAACAGGGGACACAUCAUCUGAAGAAGAGGAUGAUGAGGAAGAAGAGUAUGAUGAUGAUGAAGAGGAAGAGAAAGAAAAAGAUGGGGGUGAAGAUGGCCAAGUUGAAGAGGAGCCUCUGAACAGUGAAGAUGACGUGAGUGAUGAGGAAGGACAAGAACUCUUUGAUACAGAAAAUGUCGUUGUGUGCCAGUAUGAUAAGAUUCACAGAAGUAAAAACAAAUGGAAAUUUCAUCUCAAAGAUGGCAUCAUGAAUCUUAAUGGAAGAGAUUAUGUAUUUUCCAAAGCCAUUGGGGACGCAGAAUGGUGAAGUUUUAAAAGACAAAACAAAAGAACUCCCUGUAAAAGGAAAAAAACAAAACAAAAGCAGGAAAAGUUGAGACUUGGAUAUAUACUCCAAUCAAAAUGUGUAUCUGCACAUCAGAAAUAAACAAAAGUAUUGGAACAAAGGUAAAAUGUGGCAACAAAGACACUACUUCAGAUGAGCAAGCCAUGGACUGUAGCAGCUAUAGCAUUGUCUGGGAGCUGGUUUUGUGUGUUUAGGAAUACCUUAAUUAUCAAUUCUACAUACAGGUACCUACAGCUGGUAUUUAGCAUGUAAGGCUUUGUCCCCCCUGCCCUUGAUUUAAGAUUUUAAAAUACUUCUUCCACUGAUUGAAGGAACUAUUCCCUUUAAUAGAUUAUUAAUCUGAAAAUGCUUAUUGUGUGUACAAAUCUUUGCUUUGAACACUUCCUUUUGGUAGUGAGGAUGGUCAGAAUCUUACUUAAACUGCGUGCAAGCUUUGUACAGAAGGGUAAGAAUUAAGGUGUUAAAUUUUAAAUAACUUGUAUAAGGAAAAUAUUUUUAAUUCUGAUAUGCUCUUUAAUUAUUAUAUCUAUUUGUUGUUUUCAAUGCCAUUCCCCAUAAACAGGUUGUUGUUCUUAGCAGUUACAAAAUGGUAAAAUGAUUUAUGUUUCAAAAUUACUUUAAUUUCAUGUGUUAAGUUUUAUCUAGGGCUGCAUUUUUCAAAUUUGAAGCACCUCAUCCCCCACAAAAGUCUGAUUGUUUAACUUGUUAAUUAUAUUCUUGCUGUUUUGUGGUGGUUCAGCAUCACUGAAUUAAAAAAGUUUCCCUUGAUUUUUUAACAAAAACAUUUUUUAAAUGGUUUGGAGACCUUUUGAAUCCAAUAUCUAGGUAAUGCCAUAAUAGAUGCAUUCCUUUACCUGCUUACUAUGUUUGUAGUCCAGACACCCACACAUAAUUCAACAGACCCACAGGAAAGACUAAAUUUUUAAUACAGAAAAUCACAUAAAAAUUCUAACAUCAUGGCUGCAACUCUUAAUCAAAGAUCUGCUUUACUAAAAAGUACAGCCAGAAAUUACCUGCAGCAGUUAAUCUCUCUAAAGUUUCCAGAUGGCAUAUAAUUUCAUGAAGAGAGCUGCACAGCUUUUAAGAACACAAAUUUUGUUAGAGUAUCUUUAGACUGUCUUGGUUACAGCAAAUUGAGCAGUCAGAUGCACUAAACCUUGUGUAGUCACUUUUUCACUUGCCUUUUUUAUUGUUUGUUUGUUUGGGGUUUUUUUGUGUUCAGUUUGUGAAAAGCAACAAAGUUAUUCCCCCCUCCUUCCCUCUCUCUUCUCAGAAGUUGAAGAGCUUUUCUUCCUGCAUAGGGCCAUGGUUGCAAACCGUGCUUUUGGAAAUGCAGUUACUUCUGAAUGAGGAGAGGGAAUGGGCAUUAUACUUCAGAAACUGUUGAGGAAGGAAUGUUCAUGUGGCUCACCAUUUCAAAAAAAUUUUGCAUUUUGUUUGGUGCUUGAAAAGUUGAUGAAAAAAGGACACAACAAAGAUAAUUUUUACUGAAUUAGCUAAGACCAUGAGAAGCAGACAUGAUUUCUGACUUUAUUUUUGGCUUGAGAAUGAGAUAUUGUAAACAUUAUUUAACGAAGUCACAAGUGUAUUUCAGCAGGAUGAAACAACUGCUUUAAUUUUUAUUCUCUGAUUCAUUUGCCUCCAAGUGCAUUUGUAGUCUCAGUAGUAUGUAGAAAAAUCACAACAAAUUGUAAAGAAGAUUUUAUUGCUGUGAUUUUGUACACCUGCUCUCUCAUUGAUAAUGACUGAAACUGCCUGUGGGCUCUGUCUACAGCCAUAUGGUUGUUUGAAAGCCAUCUACAUUCAUAAGCUUUAUGAAAAGUUAAUUGAGUAUUCUUCUAAUUGAUUCUUAAGUAAUGGAAUCAUCAUUUAGACUGCAUUUUUACUUGGGGGCUUUCAAGGUAUCUCAAACUGAUUGAUGUUUGCUUUCUUCUGAACAACGCAGAUAUUUUAUUUUUUUACCGCUGUUGACACUUCUAUGUACAACUGCAAGGAAAUCAAUAAUAUACCAACUAAUUCCUUUCCUCACCUUUUCCAUGUCUGUUACCAAUAAGUCUUAAGUAGUAGACUUCAGAAAAAUUCCCAUAAUGCUGCACAACCAAACCAAUAAAAGGAUAAAAACAU